UUUCACAGGUUUCCCCAGCAGAGAAUCGUUGUGUUCCAUCACGCUCUGGAAGCCAAUUGAGGCAGGAUUUCUGAGACGAGUUCUGAGGUACACAAGACAGACUUCAGCUUUUCCAAAUCAUCUCCGAAGUGUGACUUCAAGGAUCACAGUGGCCGGUCCACUAGUCCAACAGCAGCAUGGUGGAGCAAGAGGGACUAUCACCAUGCGGGCACCCUCUGGACAACUGUUAUUCACCGCUCGUUAUGACCUCCCGGUUACGUGCGUUGGGUGGAAGAAUUAAUAACAUCCGCGCCUCAGAACUCCCCAAAGAGAAAGCUCGGGCCGAAGUCAGCUGCAGCAUCUGCUUCUUAGAUGGCUUGGUGCAGACCUUUAAAGUUAACAAGCAGGAGAGUGGCCAGGUUCUUCUGGACAUGGCGUACAGCCACCUGGGGGUAACAGAAAAGGAAUAUUUCGGCCUGCAGCACGGCGACGUGUCCCUGGAUUCUGCUAGAUGGCUGGAAUCAAGCAAACCCAUCAGGAAACAAUUAAAAGGUUGGCAUUUGUAUUUCUUGCAACUGAAGAUGGACAUUUGUGACGGAAGGUUAGCCUGCCCUCUGAACUCGGCCGUGGUCCUGGCCUCCUAUGCUGUGCAAUCUCAUUUGGGGGACUACAAUUCUUCCAUCCAUCGUUCAGGAUAUCUCUCCGAUAGCCGGUUUAUUCCAGACCAGAGCGAUGAGUUUCUAGCCAAGGUGGAAUCCCUCCAUGAGCAGCACAGCGGCCUAAAGCAGUCCGAAGCCGAGUCCUGCUACAUCAACAUAGCUCGGACCCUGGACUUCUACGGCGUGGAGCUGCACAGCGGGCGGGAUCUGCACAACUUGGAUCUGAUGAUCGGGGUUGCUUCGGCGGGCAUCGCCGUGUACCGGAAGUACAUUUGCACAAGUUUCUACCCCUGGGUGAACAUUCUGAAGAUUUCUUUCAAGAGGAAAAAGUUCUUUAUACAUCAGCGGCAAAAACAGACGGAAUCCAGGGAACGUAUCGUGUCCUUCAACAUGUUAAAUUACCGCUCUUGCAAAACCUUAUGGAAAUCCUGCGUGGAGCACCACACGUUCUUUCAGGCCAAGAAGCUGCUACCUCAGGAAAAGAAUGUUCUGUCUCAGUACUGGGUGCUGGGCUCCAGGAACUCCCAAAAGUCCCUCAGCAACCAGUAUUGCAAAAAGGUGAUUGGCGGCAUGGUGUGGAACCCAGCCACGUGGAGCUCGCUCUCGGUGGAGCAUUUGGAAACCAAGAGCCUGCCUUCUCGGUCCCCGCCCAUCACUCCCAACUGGCGAAGCCCCCGGCUCCGGCACGAGCUUCGCAAGCCACGGCACUCUUCGGCAGACAACCUCGCCCACGAGAUGACGUACGUUACGGAGACAGAAGACGUCUUCUACACAUACAAGGGCUCCCUGUCCCCAAAGGACAGCGACUGCGAGGCCUCCCAGGACCGAAGCCCCCACCGAGAGAGUCUAUCCGAGAGCAACCCAGCACAAAGCUGCCUGACCCAGAAGUCAUCCAGUUCUGUGUCUCCGUCUUCAAAUGCUCCAGGCUCCUGCUCUCCAGAUGGCGUCGACCAGCAGUUCUUGGAGGACUACAACAGGGUGACCACAGGGGGCUCCGCCGAGGACUCCAGCCAGUACUACUUCGACAAGUAUGACGACGACAACGGCUACUUACUCUUGAUCCGUAUCACACCGGACGAAGAUGGGAGAUUUGGUUUCAACCUUAAGGGAGGAGUGGAUCAGAAGAUGCCUCUUGUGGUGUCCAGGAUAAACCCAGAGUCCCCUGCAGAUACCUGCAUUCCAAAGCUGAAUGAAGGGGAUCAAAUUGUGCUGAUCAAUGGCCGGGACAUCUCGGAACACACCCAUGACCAGGUGGUGAUGUUCAUCAAGGCCAGUAGGGAGUCCCACACGAGGGAGCUGGCGCUGGUCAUCAGGAGGAAAGAUGUCUACUCACUGGCUGACCUCAAGUCUGAAGACGAACUGAGUCAGCUCUUCCCCGAGACCAUUCUCCCUGCGUGCACGGAGGGUGGGGACACGCUAGAGGGAGCCAUGGAACAGCUGAGGAAAGGCCUGCAAAGCGGGACGCUGCUGAUCCAGUUUGAGCAACUCUACAGAAAGAAGCCUGGCCUAGCCAUCACGUUUGCAAAGCUGCCUCAAAACUUGGACAAAAACCGAUACAAAGACGUGCUUCCUUAUGAUACCACCCGUGUAUUGCUGCAGGGAAGCGAAGACUAUAUUAAUGCCAGUUAUGUGAACAUGGAAAUUCCUGCUGCUAACCUUGUGAACAAGUACAUUGCCACUCAGGGACCCCUGCCACAUACCUGUGCACAAUUCUGGCAAGUCGUUUGGGAUCAGAAGUUAUCACUCAUUGUCAUGUUGACAACCCUCACGGAGCGAGGUCGGACCAAAUGUCACCAGUACUGGCCUGACCCUCCCAGCGUCGUGGAGCAUGGCGCAUUCCACAUCCGGUGCCAGUCGGAAGACUGCACCAUUGCCUAUGUGUUCCGGGAAAUGCUGGUCACCAACAGCGAGACAGGAGAAGAGCACGCCGUCACGCAUCUCCAGUACGUGGCCUGGCCUGACCACGGCGUUCCUGAUGACUCCUCGGAUUUUCUGGAAUUUGUGAACUACAUGCGGUCCCUGAGAGUAGACAGCGAACCUGUCUUGGUUCACUGCAGUGCUGGGAUAGGUCGAACUGGUGUGCUGGUCACAAUGGAGACAGCCAUGUGCUUAAUAGAGAGGAAGUUGCCCGUGUGCCCGCUGGACAUCGUCCGGAGAAUGCGAGACCAGCGCGCCAUGAUGGUGCAGACAUCAAGCCAAUACAAGUUUGUGUGCGAAGCGAUUCUGCGUGUGUAUGACGAAGGCUCCAUCCAAAUGCUGGAUCCCAGUUAAGACAACUGUGAAAGCAAUUCAUUCCUCUUCCCCAAGGGCCCCUCCUCAAGGACAGACCCUCUCCCCGGCAGCAGCAGGAGGAAGCCGCGUGGCUGCGGGGAAGGAAUGAGCACGUUCGAACCCAGGCACUUUAACUUUCGGUAGAAAAGUAUCAUGUACAUAGGAGCCGUGUAGAUACGCAUGCCGCUCCGUAUAGCCUCACUUAGGCCCGUUCACCCGAGUGUGAGAGAUAAGGGGAUGUCUCAGUUUGGGGUCUGUCCUACUGCCUUCUAGCCAGACAUGCCCCUACCCCUGUAAGCCACCCUGGGGCGAAUGACCCUACCCCUGUAAGCCACCCUGGGGCGAAGCAGUUGUGCUGCUGACCUGCCCGAAACACGCUGUGUGGUUGUUUAGGGUUGCAUGGAUGGUGGGUGUGUGUGCGCGCGCACAUACAAGGGCCAAGCUUUGUGUGCUGCUCAUUGGAGCUGGCAAUUCGAGUGCGCAGCUCGGAUGCUAAGGAGCCCUGAUGAACGUCCUAUAACAGCUGGGGUGAGUUCAGGCAGUGCUUUUUGCUGCCCCCUCCUCUCAUCCCCCCCCUCCCUCCUCUGUCCCACUUCUGGUGGUGGUCGUGCUUCGGAGAACCAUCCUCAGACCCCUUCUCCCCACCCCCUGGCCCAUUUUCCCUCGGCACUCACCACCCUCUUCAGGUCCCUACGCAGUGCCUGCACCGGAAUAGCAACGCUACGUCCGGGUGACCUUCCAGCGGAGGCUCCGAGAACUCGGCCUCUCGGCGUCUUGCUGUCGUCCGUUGGUUGGUUUGAGAAACAGGUGUCUCUGGCCUCUGCACGCCGCUUACUGUACGCUCAGAACCCAGCACUGGAAUCACUUACUACUGAAUCUACUACAUGCAUUGCUGCUACUUCAAGCUAUUACACUUGAAACAUGAUGAUUCUUGGGAGGGGGAUACGGGAUGAUAUCAUCUAAAAAUUCAGACUCUGUGGCCCUUCUUGGAAAGAGCUCGUCGUCGAUCCAUGGGAAACCCCGCUUCUGGAGGGCCUUGUGUGGGUGUGUGUACAUGUGUGCGCGCGCGGCGCCCAGGGCUGAGUGGUUCUCAGGAUCCCUCACUCGAUUCACACGGCAGUCGAGUUGAUGUAAAGAAUGAGUCUCUGUAUAGAAGAACAAACGUGUGCAUUCACCCUCCAUUGCAAUGGUCUCCAUUUCAUUUCAAAGGAGAAGAUCAGGCUGUCUGAACAUACACACCAUUUGAUGUUAAUUUAUUCUAAGUACACCAUGAUUUUGAUUGUCCUUAAAGAAUUCUGCCUUUGUUAAUACUGUGUUUAAAUUUUUUUUCUUUUUUUAAUCUCUGACAGGAUUGUAGUGCAUUAUUAUUUAAAGAAAAUAAAUUACAUGGAAAUUUUAAUGUGGUAUUUUUAAAUAGCAGUUUCUGUGUACCCCGAGGAGGAAGCUAAGCCAGUCUGUGAACAGCCCUUCUAGAAAAAGGGUGCUUUCAUAUCAUGGAGCACGGAAAGGAAGCCAGCUUGCUAUUCAGCAAACUCUGGACCAAUUCAGUAGCUUCCUGGUUGCAAGAUAGAUAGAGGCCCACCCAGCAGAGGCCGGGUUUCUAAGGCUCCUUUAUCUCCAGACCCUGCUUGCUUACUCCCAAACUCUCCGUCUUUUCCCCACCAAAACUGCAUUGCUCCAUGGGAAUGCUGACAGGGGGGUGUUUAAUGGUGCUGCAACCCUGUACCGUAAAGGGGAGAAUGGCUAGCAGAAUGCGGAAGGAAUAGGAGAUGUCGUCCUUGCCCCUACUCGGUCCCACAUAGUCACAGAAGGACCCUGCCUUGUUUCCUCAUCUGUAAGACAGGAGGAACAAGGCUCUCGCAUUAGGCUGGGUCUGGGGAUUGAAGAAUAUCAUGUAAUUAAUGUAACUUUUCAUCAGCUGGAAUAUAACUGGCACUGCAAUGGGUGGGCCCCUUGAAACAGCCAGCCCUCAAAUAUACCAAACUAAUAGAAUCGUCUGGGUUUUCUAUAAGAGAAAAGUGCUGCUCAUCUAGGCAAAGCAAGAGCACAGCAGACUGUUAAACCAGUUCCUCGGUUCCAUUCAACCUUAGAAAAAAUGUUAUCAGCCAAGCACACACACACACACACAAAAUAAAAAAUUUUUUAAAUGGGUUUGAAGGGGAUCCACGUUGGCAGAACUUUAAAACAUGCCAUCAGGGAGCUAUGUGGCAGAAAUGCAUGGCCCCCUGUGUGCUAGAAGCCUGAAAGGGUGAUUGUGUCUGGGAGCCAGAACACUGCGGGGCUGCCCCCUGCCCAUGCAGUCUUAACCAUGCUCCUCAAAACCAUUGGUUUCCAUGGGAAAUAUUUGAGUUUUUCUCCUCUGACACAUUCCCGCCUUAAACAGGUUUCUGCGUCUGCGAGUUCUGUAUUUAAAUAAAUAAAUAAGCUAUUUAAAUGGUUGCAGAAAUGCUACUGCCACUAUUGUUAUGUACAUUUCUACGGAGCUUACGAAGCCUGCAGCCAGCUUUCCCUGCCAGUGUGCUGGCCAGCACUUCAGAUGGCGCCGAUGUUCCCAGAAGCAGAAUCCAUGAAGUAAUGGGAAAGUCCCAGGCGAGGGAUGGUUCCCAGGGUCAAACGAUACAAGUAAACACUGCAGCUAUUCCCCAGUCAGACCUGGAGCUCACCCUUCCUGUUUCACCACCCGGACACCUCGGCUCACCGAGCCUUUUCCAGCCCUCCCUGAAGAACUUCGUCAGAAUCGGGAUGAAUAUUUUGCCUGAGAAAUCCAGCUGGGUGUGAACAGAGAAAGCAUUUACAGCCUACGUGCUGGCGUGUAGGAGCUUAAUUAGCUGGGUGGUUGGGCUGAGCUAAUCGAGGGGAGAGUGCAGCCAGUGUCACUGUCGAGAGCCCACACUCGGUGUGUUCCCUGCGGAAAGGCCAACUCGGUCCAGGUGGGGGCAGGAGCGUUUGGACCGCAAACUUCCACUGGUCUUCAGUCCGGACCGCCGUCAUUGAUACUGCAGUCUCUCUGCCUUGCAACGAGUGGAGAUGCUGUGUUGCUGGUAUACAUUUUCCUUCCUCCGAAGUUGUCAGAGGGGCAAGCAACAGGCUGCGCCAUCCUCCAGAGGUCAUGAA
Molecule: messenger RNA, 6023 nt
Organism: Echinops telfairi (small Madagascar hedgehog)
Lineage: Eukaryota; Metazoa; Chordata; Mammalia; Afrosoricida; Tenrecidae
Gene: PTPN3
Product: protein tyrosine phosphatase non-receptor type 3
Exons: 25
Coding region: 177-2909 (910 amino acids)
Biological process (GO): protein dephosphorylation
Cellular component (GO): cytoplasmic side of plasma membrane; cytoplasm; cytoskeleton
Molecular function (GO): cytoskeletal protein binding; protein tyrosine phosphatase activity
Source: RefSeq, a predicted model, not a curated record